AUGAAGCUCAGAAUGAACCAGGUGUACAAUUUGGUCCUCAUUUUGACCCUGGCACAUCUAUCGUCAUCUUUGCUGUUGGGAGCCUUCAACAUAAAGUCUUUUGGUGACAAGAAAGCCUCCAACACAACCUUGAUGGAGCUCAUCAGUAAGAUUGUCCACCGCUAUGACAUCAUUUUGAUCCAGGAGGUCCGAGACAAGGACCUCUCAGCCACCAAGAAACUCAUGCAGCAUGUCAACAAAGGUACUCCACAAUUUAGGUACAAGCAUAUCGUCAGUGAACCCUUGGGUCGUAGUUCCUACAAGGAACGAUAUCUUUUCCUAUACAGGGAGGAGACAGUUUCAGUGGCCAAAAGCUAUACUUAUGAUGACGGUUGUGAGCCCUGUGGGACAGAUACUUUCAUGAGAGAGCCCUUUGUUGUCAUGUUCUCCUCCAAUGGCACUGUUGUUAGGAACUUUGUUCUGAUCCCACAACACACUUCGCCAGACUAUGCCUUGCAUGAAGUAGACGAACUGUAUGACGUGGUGAUUGAUGUCCGGGCAAGAUGGAACACUAACGACAUCAUUCUUCUGGGGGACUUCAAUACCGAUUGCAGUUAUGUCACAGGCUCAGAGUGGAUGCAGAUCCGCCUCUUUACAGACAAGAGUUUCCAUUGGUUGAUCCGAAAUGAGGCCGACACCACAGUGUCACACACUGACUGUGCUUAUGACAGGAUUGUGGUGACUGAUGACAUGAUAAAGGGGGUCUCAGACCAGAGUGCUAAGGUUUAUGACUUCAUGGUGGAUCUGAAUCUCAGCUUCAGUUUGGCAAUGGCUGUCAGUGACCAUUUUCCUGUCGAGGUGAAGCUUAUUGUUUGA
Molecule: messenger RNA, 855 nt
Organism: Nerophis lumbriciformis (worm pipefish)
Lineage: Eukaryota; Metazoa; Chordata; Actinopteri; Syngnathiformes; Syngnathidae
Source: RefSeq, a predicted model, not a curated record